Messenger RNA from Pundamilia nyererei, 998 nucleotides. Lineage: Eukaryota; Metazoa; Chordata; Actinopteri; Cichliformes; Cichlidae. The record is from RefSeq and is a predicted model, not a curated record.
GAGCCGCUGCCCAGGACGGACGCCUCAGGGUGAACGACAGCAUCGUAUUCGUUAACGAUGUGGACGUCCGGGAGGUCACUCACUCCAUCGCUGUGGAGGCGCUGAAGGAGGCGGGGCCUGUUGUCAGGCUGUACGUGCUGCGGAGACGCCCACCGAGCGAACGCAUCACACAGAUCAAACUGAUGAAAGGACCCAAAGGUCUGGGCUUCAGUAUAGCGGGCGGCGUGGGGAACCAGCACGUCCCUGGAGACAACAGCAUCUACGUCACCAAGAUCAUCGAGGGCGGGGCGGCACACCGUGACGGGCGGCUGCAGAUCGGAGACAAAAUCCUGGCGGUCAACCACAUGUCUCUGGAGGACGUCCUGCACGAAGACGCCGUGUCAGCCCUGAAGAAUACAGGAGAGGUGGUCUACCUGAAGGUGGCCACGCCCACCUCGCAAUGUCAGAGAUCAGCUGCUGAAUGUUCUGUCCUCUCUGCAGCCUACAUGGAGCCGGACUAUAUGUGCGAUUACCCACAAGCCCUCCCUCCUCCGUCACCGCGGCGAUACUCCCCGAUCCCCCGCGGCAUGAUGGGAGAGGACGAGUACUCGAGGGAGCCUCGCAGAGUGUGCGUGCAGCGUGGCUCCACCGGCCUGGGCUUCAACAUCGUGGGCGGAGAGGACGGAGAGGGCAUCUUCAUCUCCUUCAUCCUCGCAGGAGGCCCAGCAGACCUGAGCGGGGAGCUCCGCAAGGGAGACCAGAUCCUCAGUAGACUCCAGGACCCCAAACAGAUGCAGAACAUCUGGUUUUCUGUCUUCAUCCUGAUGUUGUGGAUGAUGAUGUCAUCAGUAAUCACAGCUGUGAGGCAGGAUGAAGUGAAGACCAGGCUUCGAUCAGCUGUGGUGUCAUGGACCAGCCUGCUGUGGGUGGAGGUCGAGGUGCUGCAGGAUGCUGUGGAGGAGGUGCUGACAUUCUUGAGAUGCCACCUGGAGGUGUAUAAGUUUCCUUCAGGAGCCUGA